This is a messenger RNA of Pieris napi, 896 nucleotides long. RefSeq names its product phosphatidylethanolamine-binding protein 1-like. The record is from RefSeq and is a predicted model, not a curated record. Bases 35 to 673 code for a protein of 212 amino acids. The transcript has 4 exons. NCBI's taxonomy places the organism in Eukaryota, Metazoa, Arthropoda, Insecta, Lepidoptera, Pieridae.
UUACAGACUCAAUAGAAUAAAUAACAAUCAUGCAAUGUUCCUUCAACUGUGUGUCGUAUUAUUUUUGAUUAAUGUUAUCGUAAAAGCUUGUGGUAAUGAGUGUACUUGCGUGUCCGGGUACCUUAGAGACGAAAAGUCAAAAUUGAGCACCCCCGAAGCCUUUAGGUUUUAUAAUAUUACGCCGUACCAUUUGCCCGUCCCACCGGUAGAUCAACUUAAGGAUGAAUUCAUAACUGCUAAUGUUGAAUUGGGAAGCUUUAUACCGCCCCAAAGAAUUAUUGACCCAGAUUUUAUACGCUAUCCUCAAGCAAAGGAAGGUGUAAAGUAUACAUUGAUUUUACUGGAUUUCGACGGAUUUCAAUCAAAAGAUAUGAAAGGUUACACCUUAUACGCCUUGGUUGUGAAUGUUCAGAAAGUAGAUAAUAUCUUUCUGGCUGGAGAUAUGGUAGCUCCCUUCUUCCCUCAUGCACCGUCUUUAGGAAGUGGAAUACAUCGCCUAGGUGCCUUGUUAUACGAGCAGAACGGACGCAUUGAACCUACCAAUCCAGACAUGUUGAAAAUUGCCAUAAGUCGUGUUAUCCCAGUACCAGAGGAGCUCGCGAAGAUGUUUGAACUGGGUGAACCAGUUGCUGGGACCUUUUUCAGGACGGAGCUCAAAUAUUGUAGCAAUUAAUAUGAAGUACUGUAAUAAUCCUGCAAUUGUUUUGUUUCUUUCAUAGUUCUUUUCUAAAUUGAUGUAUUUAUUGAUGAAUUUGAAUAUGUAUCAUGUACUUAAGUUAGUCGUAGCAGUUGCUUGGAGGCGUCGGGUGCCAUUUUCAUCAUUCACACACAUACAAGUAAAUAUAUGCACCUACACACACGUAUAUAUUUAAAAUAAAAUAUCGUGUAUUUGUGUA